CAUUUAUAAUUCAGCGUAUCAAUAAAAUCAAUAUCCAAAUUAAUAUCAAUAAUGGCAGCCAAAGUAGUAGCAAUUUUGGUUUGUGCUCAAAUUUUCCUCCAGAUGAUUUCUGCUCAAUGCAUCGGCGCCGCAUACGACGCUGGCUGGAACUCCCGACGGGCGGCACCGCUGGCUGGCCCCGCCCUGGCCAGUCCGCUUGCUGCCGUGGACUACCCAGGGUACUCUCCCUACACCCUCGCCGCUUCCAACGGCGGAGGCUUCGCAGUGUCCAGCGCUUCGCCGAUCGCCCCAACCGGUGUAGUCGUCCAAUCUGAAAACAUCUACGAUGGCCCAGUAUACGUGGCGGGACAUCUGCCCUUCCUUAGCGUCAUAGCUCUCGAGGGACCGCUGCCUUCUCUCGGAGCUGGUGUCGUGUCCUACGGCUGCGGUGAUGGCAACGUGGCCAUCCUGAGCGAGGAAAUCGCUCCAGCUAGUCCCGUUGGACCAUGCGGCUACGGCUCCAUCGGUCCAGGCUACGGCCCUGGACUGUAUGGUGGUCCUCUUGGGUUUGGAGGAUGUAGAUUUGGAUUGUUCUAUUGCGCCGCAGUAAGCAGAUUAAACGUGUUUCUCGCCUUCAAAAUAACAAACAAAAUUUCAAACCAAAUCAUGUUGCUCAGAGUUAUUUUCCCAAUGAUUUUUCAAAUUCUUUUCAAACAGAUUGCAGCCCAGUGUAUCCCUGCGUGUGGCGGUCUUAUUUCUUCACAAGCACCUCUAGAGCCAUUCCUUUCAUCACGAUCGGGAGUUCCCCCGUUGUCGGCAGCUAUAUCCCCUAUAGCUGCGGCCGAAGCGAUGGGGUUCCCGAGAGGAUUCGCUCCUUCUUUUAGAAGUGGGUUCGCUAUCCAAAGCAAUUCGCCGGUCUCCGCUUCUGGGCUUUCCAUAAGAUCGGAGAAUGCUUACGAAGGUCCCAUACAAGUGGCUGGACGUCUACCGUUCCUUAGCGCUGUAGCUGUUGAAGGCAUGGUACCCAGUGUUGGCGCUGGGGGCGUAUUAUAUGGGUGCGCGGCGAAAGACUUUGGUAUAGUGUCGGAGGACUUUGGACCUGUCGUCACGAGGGCUGGUGGUCUACCAGGUGGGCCUGUUUAUUCAGGCCGUGUUGUUUUGUAGACUUAUAACUAUUAUUUAUGUUAUUUAUUUGUAAUAAAUAAGUUGAUUGUUA
Aricia agestis (brown argus) is the source of this 1195-nucleotide messenger RNA. RefSeq lists its product as uncharacterized. The transcript is spliced from 5 exons. Gene Ontology annotation, molecular function: structural constituent of egg chorion. The record is from RefSeq and is a predicted model, not a curated record. Gene Ontology annotation, cellular component: egg chorion. NCBI's taxonomy places the organism in Eukaryota, Metazoa, Arthropoda, Insecta, Lepidoptera, Lycaenidae. Gene Ontology annotation, biological process: chorion-containing eggshell formation; multicellular organism development. The coding region runs from base 52 to 1143 and encodes 363 amino acids.